Paramecium sonneborni is the source of this 543-nucleotide messenger RNA. Lineage: Eukaryota; Ciliophora; Oligohymenophorea; Peniculida; Parameciidae. The record is from the annotation of a GenBank genome assembly.
AUGUUUAAAGUUUAAGAUAUUGUUAAUGGAUGGGAGAUUGAAAAUUCACCAGAUUUUGGGGAUAUUUUCUAAUCACUAAAAAUAUAAAUUUAUUCUAAACCCUAGGAAUAAAUAGAAAAUGAAAAACAAGUCUAAAAGGUAAUAAAAUUAAAGGAGAUUGAGAUACCAAGAGAAAGAAAAUAGAGAGUGAAAUCUAGUUAUUUUGAAUAGUAAAUUGUUAGUAACAAGAAAGAAUAAAGAUUGAAGCUUUAUCCAAUCUAGCAUAUAUCAUUAGUAUAACCAGGUUAAUUACCCUAUAGAGAUUAAAAUAAUUCUAUACUUACUCAUAGAUUUAAACAAGCUAAUUCUUUAAAUUAUGCAAUGAGAAGAAAGAGUGCAUAUUUACAAUCAAUUUUAAAAUAAGUAUAUAUUACAUCCUAAAGGUUAACUAUUUAGUGAAUGAAAAAAGAUUUACAAAAUUAAGAAGUGGCUCAGUAAUGUCAGUUAAUUAAUCCCCUAGAUGGUUUGGCACCCCUAACUUAUAUAAUAAAUAUAUAUAAUGAU